Messenger RNA from Vanrija pseudolonga, 2196 nucleotides. It is a transcript of the gene NOP7, whose product is annotated as Pescadillo. The record is from RefSeq and is a predicted model, not a curated record. Gene Ontology annotation, molecular function: RNA binding. Bases 237 to 2117 code for a protein of 626 amino acids. Gene Ontology annotation, biological process: ribosome biogenesis; maturation of LSU-rRNA from tricistronic rRNA transcript (SSU-rRNA, 5.8S rRNA, LSU-rRNA). Lineage: Eukaryota; Fungi; Basidiomycota; Tremellomycetes; Trichosporonales; Trichosporonaceae. The transcript is spliced from 4 exons. Gene Ontology annotation, cellular component: nucleolus; PeBoW complex.
GGAUGUGGUUCGCUGUUGUGCGUCAAACUUGUCAACAUGCAGCUCGGGUCAUCUUGACUUUGGACCUUGCUGGUGGCCAAAAGUGGAGGAGAUGCCACGUGGGAUUGCGGCAUCAAAAAGUUUCAACGCCUCCACUGACCACUGCCUCACAAAGUUAUUGAAGUGGUCGAUGUGCUCGCUCGACAAGGCAACAAACGACAACUAGGUCGUUCAACCCCACCUCAAACACACUCAAAAUGGCCAAGAUCAAGAAGAGGGGAGAGUCCGGAGCGGCCAAGAACUACGUCACGCGUAAUCAGGCGCUCAAGAAGCUCCAGAUCUCGCUGUCCGACUUCCGUCGCCUGUGUAUCCUCAAGGGUAUCUACCCUCGUGACCCUCUGCACAAGAAGCGCGCCAACAAGGGUUCGUCGGCGCCCGCCUCGUUCUACUACUACAAGGACAUCCAGUACCUCCUCCACGAGCCGCUCCUUGUCAAGUUCCGUGAGCACAAGGCGUUCGCCAAGAAGCUCGCGCGCGCCGUCGGCCGUGGCGAGUGGGGCCUGGCCAAGAACCUCGAGGCUAGCAAGCCCGUCACCCGUCUCGACCACCUCGUCAAGGAGCGCUACCCCACGUUCACGCUCGCGCUCCAGGACAUGCAGGACCCGCUCAACCUCGUCCACCUGUUCUCGACCCUGCCCACCAACCCUAUCCCCGGCAAGACGCUUGUCCCGACCGAGGUUAUCGCCGAGUGCAGCCGCCUGAUCAACGAGUGGAAGGUGUGGGCUAUCCGCACCCACUCGCUCCGCAAGGUGUUCCUCGGUGUCAAGGGUGUCUACUACGAGGCCGAGGUCCCCGGCCACAGCGGCGACCUGAUCAAGGUCCGCUGGCUCGAGAGCUACGAGUUCCAGCAGCACGUUCCCCACGACGUCGACUUUCGCAUUCUCCUGACCUUCCUCGAGCUCUACCGCACCCUCAUCGGCUUUGUCCUGUUCAAGCUCUACACUGAGGAGAACCUCGUCUACCCCCCUCCCCUCGACGUCGCGCAGGACGCCGCUGGAGAGACUGUUGGCGCCUUUAGGCUCGUUGAGAACAAGGCGACUGGUGCUGCGGGAGCCAAGGGCGUGUCCAAGAAGGCCGUCAAGCGCGCCAUCCAGGGCCUGGCCGCGCGCGCCGUCACCGUCGAGGACGAGGAUGUCGAGAUGGAGGAGGAGGCUGAGGCUGAGGACGAGGACUUUGUUGAGCGGCCAUCCAAGGCCGCCGAGGUCGAGGAUGUUGGACCUGCCGCUCCCCUCCCGACCUACACCUCUUUGGUGGCCUCGUCUGCCCCCACAACGUCGCGCUCUCAGCUGCUCUUCGCCCCCUACACCUUUUACCUCUCGCGCGAGACGUCGUCAAGGACAUGGGAGUUUGUCAUCCGUGCGCUCGGUGGCAAGGUCGUCACCUCGCUCACGGCUCCUUCCCUGGAGAACGCGCCCGGAGCCGACAGCAUCACGCACGUUCUCAUCGACAGGCCGAUGACCGACGAGCGGAGGCGAGAGCUCGAGGCCGGCAGGAAAUGGACCUGGGUGCAGCCCCAGUGGGUCGCCGACUGCGUCAACCGCGGAAAGGUGCUCGCUACGGCCGAGUACGCUCCUGGACAGCUCCUCCCCCCUCACUUGAGUCCUUGGGACGGUGAGGGCGAGGCCGAGCGCCCCUGGCUCGGCAUUGGCACGACAACGGAGGGCGGCGAGGAGGCCGCUGCCGAAGAGGCCGAGGAGGAGGAGGAUGAGGAGGAUGAGGACGAGGACGAGGCCGCUCCCGAGUUCCCUCCCGCACUGCUCGAGUCGGCCAAGAACCCGUCUGACGCUUCGCUUCUGCACGCGGCCGAGCUCGAGGCCGAGGCCAACGGCACGUCGCACGCUGCCUUCAAGGCCCAGCUCAAGGAGGCGACCAAGCUGCACGGCAGCGCAGCCAAGGCUCAGGCCAAGGCCAACGGCCGACCCGACGAGGACCUGCGCAAGAUCAUGAUGUCCAACAAGAAGGCCAAGCUCUACGAGAAGAUGAAGUACUCGAACGCGGAGCGCGCAGCCGAGGCCGAGAAGCUCGAGACGCGCCGAAAGGAGAUUGCCAAGCGCAAGCGCAAGGAGGCGAAGAAGUAGGGUGGCGGGGAUUAGUGUGGUGCGCUGGGGCGGCGGUGAGGCGACUAGAGGUGCGGGGUUCAUGCAUUCUGUAUACCAU